This is a messenger RNA of Wasmannia auropunctata (little fire ant), 705 nucleotides long. RefSeq lists its product as uncharacterized. The annotation marks the transcript as partial. The transcript is spliced from 2 exons. NCBI's taxonomy places the organism in Eukaryota, Metazoa, Arthropoda, Insecta, Hymenoptera, Formicidae. The record is from RefSeq and is a predicted model, not a curated record.
AUGACGAACAGCGAGGCCCGCGACUUAAUGGCGCAGAAUUCCCACGACGUAACGAUUCUUGACGGCGAACAGGCGGACGCCAUCAAUCUCGUGAAUAUACGCAAUAACGGUGAUAUCAUCAUCGGCGACAACGAUAACCAGAUCAUGGUGCUGGAAUCCGGCCAGAGGUCUGCCAGCGGCGGUAUGCCAAUGGACGGCAUCGAGAUCCUCGAGGAUAGAGACAUUAGAAUUCUCGACGCUAAAAGCCUCGACGAUCGUUUCGUGGAUGGCAUGACAUUCCUCUCCCAGACGAAAAUCGACGAUCUCCUGCUGGGUCCCAAAUCGCUGCCUAUCGAUGGCGAUGGCGCUCUCACCGGGCACGACGACGUAAUGGCAGUGACGUCGAACCAGCAGGAUCUAACGAGCAUUUUGGGUCAUCCCUCGAACCUGUCCGCCAGCUCGCAGUCCUCGUUAUCGUCUCUGUUAAUGAAGAACCAUCCGCCGUUGUCGUUGUUGAGCGAGACGUUACCGUAUCUAAAGAGCGGUCAGAGCCUCACGGAGGAUCUAAACAUUCUUGGUGUCUCCACCAUGGAGGAUCAUCACUCGGACUACGACCCGAAGAUGAAAUUGCCCUCGGUCUUCGACGAUGACUGCGACACCGGCUUAAUGCCCUUCAGCCAAUCGGACAUGAAGAUACUCGAGUCCGGAGGUCAAUCGUGUAUGAAG